Hansenula anomala is the source of this 1429-nucleotide messenger RNA. It is a transcript of the gene STB3, whose product is annotated as Stb3p. The record is from RefSeq and is a predicted model, not a curated record. Gene Ontology annotation, cellular component: nucleus. The transcript has a single exon. Gene Ontology annotation, biological process: positive regulation of transcription from RNA polymerase II promoter by glucose. NCBI's taxonomy places the organism in Eukaryota, Fungi, Ascomycota, Saccharomycetes, Phaffomycetales, Wickerhamomycetaceae. The coding region runs from base 254 to 1429 and encodes 391 amino acids. Gene Ontology annotation, molecular function: sequence-specific DNA binding.
CAAUUUUUCACUUUCAAUUGAACUGCAACACUCUUACAUUCCCUUCAAACACACACAAGCAAUCAAUUACACGUCAACAACAACCACGAGACACGCGUUUCAUUCAAUUUCCAAUCUAAAUUUAUCGUCCCGCCCACCAUUGUUUAUCUUCGAGAUUUCAGAUUGAUAAGCUCGAAACUUUUCAACAAACUAUACAACAACAACAACAUAUAAACAACAUAUAAACAACAUAUAAACAACGCGUCAUAUUAAAAUGUCUUUGAAGUCAACAACAUCGCCAGAUUCCUUGGCUCCAACUUCACCAUUUUCAAACUAUUCAAACUUGUCAACUUCAUCCAUUUCAAACCAUUCAACCAAUGUUUCUCCAAAUUUCACAACAACAACCCAUAAGGAGAAGAAAUCAGCACAAAAGCAUCAAACCCAAUUGUCAACCUCAAGUCCUGCCGGUAUUGCAGUUGCUAGUAAGGUUACCCCUGAAAGAUUGGCUCAUUUGUUACUUGAAACAGGUCCAUUGGCUAUUAGACAUAUUACCUCCAACUUAGCUAAGCAAAUCCAAGGUUUUGAAAAAUUAUCUCUUUCAAAGCAAAGAAGACUAAUCAUGAGCUCAUUGGAUCAAGGUUUUGAAGAGGAAUCUAUAAUAUUUGAGAAAAUUGGUUGGGGUCAAUGGUCUGCUAAACAUGUUGAACCUGAUAAUUUCAUUAAGGAAAGAAACGCGAUUAGAAUCGCUAAUGCAAAAGUUAAAGAUGGUGAACACAAUAAUGCUACAGCAAGAAGAGAGUCAAUAACGAAAAACAAGUAUGAAAUUGAUCAUCAUGAUAAGUUUUUGAAAAAACAUGGCUCAAACUCCACUCUUACUUCAAAAACUGCUGGGAAAAGUACAAAUUCAAUGAUGAUGGAUGAUGAUUAUGCAAUUGCCUCAGAUGAUGAUGAAGAAGAAGAAGAAGAUUUGGCUAAUGGCGCUAGUUCAACUAGUGAUUUUUAUGAUGAUGAUGAUGAAGCUGAGAAUGGUGUUUUCAAAUUUGAUGAUGAAGAACAAAUCCCACCUUUGAAAUUAAAUUCAAGACUAGUUUCACCACCAUACCAAACAAGAAGUUCGAGAUCAAGUUUCUCAAGAGGUAUUUCCAAACCAAAGUUCAAAUCUGUUAGAUCUAAUUCUCAAACUCCAACUUCUCCAGAGCUGUUGUAUUAUCAAAAAAUUGAAAAAUCUAAGAAUUCAACAGCAAUCAACAGAAGACACAGCUCUAUAAGAUCCACAUUAAACAAUGAUCAAAAUGAUGAAUCUGAUACAGAUGAAGAAGAUUGGCAAAGUAUAGGAGCCUUAAAAUUACGUAAAAAUAGUGUGGCACCUCCAGAAAUUUCAAUACCUGAACAUUUGCAAAAAGAUGAACAAGAUGCAGCAUUUGCCUUGGUCAAUUUAAGAUCCCUAUGA